Messenger RNA from Sorex fumeus (smoky shrew), 3378 nucleotides. It is a transcript of the gene ACBD3, whose product is annotated as acyl-CoA binding domain containing 3. Gene Ontology annotation, molecular function: fatty-acyl-CoA binding. NCBI's taxonomy places the organism in Eukaryota, Metazoa, Chordata, Mammalia, Eulipotyphla, Soricidae. The transcript is spliced from 8 exons. Gene Ontology annotation, cellular component: Golgi membrane. The coding region runs from base 64 to 1650 and encodes 528 amino acids. The record is from RefSeq and is a predicted model, not a curated record.
GGUCAGCAGGAAGUCGAUACGUGGCCGCCUCCUGUCCCCGCUGAGGAGGCACAGCAGCCGGAGAUGGCGGCGGUGCUGAACGCGGAGCGACUGGAGGUUUCCGUCGAUGGCCUCACGCUGAGCCCAGACCCGGAGGAGCGGCCCGGCGCGGAAGGCGCCCCGCUGCUGCCGCCGCCGCUGCCGCCGCCUUCGCCUCCUGGGGCCGGCCGGGGCCCGGGCGCCGGAGGGGAGCAACCGGAGCCCGGGGAGGCGGCGGCGGGGGGCGCGGCGGAGGAGGCGCGGCGGCUGCAGCAGCGCUGGGGCUUCGGCCUGGAGGAGCUCUACGGCCUGGCGCUGCGCUUCUUCAAAGAAAAAGAUUGCAAAGCAUUUCAUCCAACUUAUGAAGAAAAAUUGAAACUUGUGGCCCUGCAUAAGCAGGUUCUUAUGGGUCCAUAUAAUCCAGACACUUGUCCUGAGGUUGGAUUCUUUGACGUACUAGGGAAUGACAGGAGGAGAGAAUGGGCAGCCCUGGGAAGCAUGUCUAAAGAGGAUGCCAUGGUAGAGUUUGUCAAGCUCCUAAAUAGGUGUUGCCAUCUCUUCUCAACAUACGUCACGUCCCACAAAAUAGAGAAGGAAGAACAAGAGAAAAAAAGGAAAGAAGAGGAGGAGAGAAGGCGGCGUGAAGAAGAAGAAAGAGACCGUCUGCAGAAGGAGGAAGAGAAACGUAGGAGAGAAGAGGAGGAAAGACUUAGACGGGAGGAGGAAGAAAGGAGGCGAAUAGAAGAGGAGAGGCUUCGACUGGAGCAACAGAAGCAGCAGAUAAUGGCAGCUUUAAACUCCCAGACUGCCGUGCAGUUCCAGCAGUAUGCGGCCCAGCAGUAUCCAGGGAACUACGAGCAACAGCAAAUUCUCAUCCGCCAGUUGCAGGAGCAGCACUAUCAGCAGUAUAUGCAGCAGUUAUAUCAAGUCCAGCUUGCACAGCAACAGGCAGCAUUACAGAAACAACAGGAAGUCGCAGUUGCUGGGGCAUCUUUGCCUACAUCAUCAAAAGUGAAUGCAACUGUAGCAAAUGAUGUGAUGUCAGUUAAUGGACAGGCCAAAACAAACGCUGACAAUCCUGAAAAAGAGCUUGAACCUGAAGCUGCAGAAGAAGUCCUAGAGAAUGGACCAAAAGACUCUCUUCCAGCCAUAGCAGCGCCAUCCAUGUGGACACGACCCCAGAUCAAAGACUUUAAAGAAAAGAUUCGACAGGAUGCAGAUUCUGUGAUUACAGUGGGCCGAGGAGAAGUGGUCACUGUCCGAGUCCCCACCCAUGAAGAAGGAUCAUACCUCUUUUGGGAAUUUGCGACAGACCAUUAUGACAUUGGGUUUGGGGUAUAUUUUGAAUGGACAGAUUCUCCCAACACUGCUGUCAGUGUGCACGUCAGUGAGUCCAGCGAUGACGAGGAGGAGGAAGAAGAAAACAUCACUUGUGACGAUAAAGCCAAAAAGAAUGCCAACAAGCCUCUGCUGGAUGAGAUUGUGCCUGUGUACCGACGGGACUGUCACGAAGAAGUAUAUGCCGGCAGCCACCAAUAUCCAGGGAGAGGAGUCUAUCUCCUCAAGUUUGACAACUCCUACUCAUUGUGGAGGUCAAAAUCUGUCUACUACAGAGUCUAUUAUACUAGAUAAAAAUGUUGUUACAGGGUUGGGCAGAGGAAAGCAUUUAAUUUGGAAAUUUCUUUUGACUUUUGUGGAGCAUUGCAGUCUGUGUUUACCCUAUUGAUUUUGGUCUGAUGGUCUGCAAACUCACUGGGAAUCAGAUUUCCUUGAGACUCUUGAGCAUUCAUACAUUCGGGUAGAAGGGAGUCCUGAGACUCGUCCAGCCCGUGGGUGCUCACCAGCAGAGUCAUUAGUGGAUGCUGAAGUUAUAUGAGCUAUGUGUUAAAUCUUGAAAGUCUCCCAAAUAAAAUAUCCCAACAUUGACCCCACUGGCUGAUGGUUAGUCCAUUGCUGCCUGCUGUGUUUUCUGCAAACCCAUAGUUAGAGUGCUCUCUCAUUUGAAAUCCUUAUGUUCAUAAUAUGCAUGAGGUGAAGAUGAUUUUGAUGAAAGAUCGCCACUUUUUAAAUUAAAAACUAAGAUUCUCAUGAUGGGAAAAGAGGUAGUCAUCUUGACUUGUUCUGAAUGGCAGAUCAUUUUUUACCUUGGGUGCAGCUGUUUAGCUGAGUGAUAUGUUACAGGGAGCUUUUUUGACAUCAUCUUAAGAUAGACUAUUCAAAUCUAAUUUAUAGUUGAAAUCCCAAUAUAAGAACAUCUCAGAUAUCCUUCUUUGUAAGCCUCCACACACUUGGAUUCUUUUCACGUGUUCAUACCGCUGGUAGUAGAGCAGAUGCGGUUUGUUUUUUCUUGAUUUGGCUUUGUAUACAAGAGCAUAUCAAGUUGAACCUUUCUAACACAAGUAUGUAGUUGGGGAUUUUGUUAACUCGGAUUGGCAACUAUUAAAUAAAAACAUAAAUUGAUAUAAGUACAAUGCAGUGUAUGGGGAAUAACAUUGCACUAAUAGGAAAAUCACUGCCAGAGAUAUAGUGUGUGUUCCUUUAUUUUGUUACUAAAACACAAACUCUACAUGAUUCAUAUGCCAUGCUUAAAUUUUUUAUAGCUUUAAUCUGUAUUAUGUCUUUAUUGAUGGGAUGAGUUACAUCUUUGUUUUCCUUACUUGAAAACAAAUAUGAAUUAAUUGCCUCAAAUUCAUGUGAUUGACUACUCUAGAAAUUGUUUUCAGGAGGGAGGGUAAUUGUAGGUAGAAAGCGACAAAGAUGGCAAUAUACACAUAACAUGCUUAUUCUGUUACUGAAAUACAUAGAUUUUUAAAUUUUCAAAUCAUAAGACACUUCUAGUAGGGUUUCCAUUGAUAAGCUGCAGUAUAUACAUGUCACUACAUAAGGGAUUUUUGUGUGUGUGCUAUAUUUCUGUUUUUUGAUACCUAGUUUUGUACCUAUUAACUCUGUUUAGGUUACUCUGAAACUGGAUUAUUUUCUCUUAAGCAGUGUUUUAUUUGUGUUUUUAGAUUUGAUUUUGGUAGCCCCAGCUCACAGGUAUCCACGCUGUUACAUCCAGGAUUGUCAUCAGGUCAUCCAUCAACUCCUUGUAUAUAUGGUAUAGAAACCACGGGGUUAGGCACUUACUGGCUUUUUUUUUUUUUAAUGAGAAAAAUACUGUAUUUAAGAUGUAAAAUAAACUUGUAAAAGCAGGCACUAAUAUAUAUUUCUUCUAGCCUUUGAUUACAGGUUUGUCCUUGCAUAUAUUAAGAUGAAUUCUCUUCUAAAAAUAUCAUUGUUCUUGGGAGCAGUGUAUGUUACUUUACAUAGCAGUAAUUCCUGUCUUGUGUUCAUAUAAGAACAUUUUUGGUUUUAAACUUU